This is a messenger RNA of Anopheles nili, 3253 nucleotides long. RefSeq names its product protein PAT1 homolog 1-like. The transcript is spliced from 2 exons. NCBI's taxonomy places the organism in Eukaryota, Metazoa, Arthropoda, Insecta, Diptera, Culicidae. Gene Ontology annotation, cellular component: P-body. Gene Ontology annotation, molecular function: RNA binding. The coding region runs from base 1 to 2892 and encodes 963 amino acids. The record is from RefSeq and is a predicted model, not a curated record. Gene Ontology annotation, biological process: P-body assembly; deadenylation-dependent decapping of nuclear-transcribed mRNA.
AUGUCUGAUUCGUUCUUCGGCUUUGACGCGUCACUGCCUGGUGAGGACGAUGAUGGCGGCGGUGGCCGGUCUCGGGGAGGUGGACGCAUCCUGGGUGGAGGGCGCGGUAGUGGCGGCCGAGGAUCGGAUUCCGAGGAGGAGUACGAUGCGCUCAACGAUGAAACGUUUGGCCAGGCCCGGGAAGAUGACUGGGAGGAUUUGCACGAGAAUCUCGUACGGCUGGAUCAGCGCGAGGGCGGAGACGGCGAUUCAGGGCCAGACUCCGACCUUGACAUUAACUUCUCCUCGGUUGGGAUCGACAACUUUGAGCUGGAUAACGACACAGAACCGGAAGCCCGGCUUCAGCUCGACCCGAGUGUUUGGACGAUGCCGAGCAAACCGGAAACUCCUCGCCACACCGUACCACCCGUUCCGGCGUCAAUGCCACCAUCGGUUGUCGGCGGCCCAACACCAAUUCCUGGAGCCGAUCGGUUUGGCGGACCAUUGAACCGCUUUCCAAUGCCGAAUCCGGGCAUGCGCAUCUGUUCGCUGGAAGAAAUUGAGCAGAACAUGAUCAAGCAGCAGCAGGAGCAAAUGCGCCGUGGGAUGACACCACUUCCGCGUCCUCCACCCGGGUUUCUGCAGUCAUCCAACGCUACACCGACGGUUCCGCCGACGAAUUCUCUUCCGCCUGCUCAAAUGAUACAUCGUCCGCUACCCAUGCCAAUCGGUUUUCAUUCUCCCGGUAUCAUGGGAGGUGCACCCGGUGGUCAACCACCACCACCCAGUGGUAUGGGACCGCUGUUUCCACCUACGAAUAUGCCGCCACCGAGUGGCGGACAGCUUCAGCCUGGCGGAGGAGUACCACCUUUCCCGUUUCCGAUAAACUUCCAGGGACCGCCAGGAGUUCCUUCACCCUCUGGUCCUAUGUUACCUCCAAACAACAGCAGCAGCAACAACAACAACAAUAAUAAUAACAACGCCAGUUUCAGCCAGCGUUUGGUGGAGGAGAUUCAGCAAAACCAUCCUAUGCUACCGCAUUACAGGCAGCAGCCACCACCGGGUACAUUAGCGCAACCCACGCUGCCGAUAGGAGUUCCACCGCCUGGUCCCGGCCAAAUGCCACCGAUGCCGCCACAUGGUGGUAACUUUAAGCAUCCGUUUAUGGGACACCAUCAUCCCGCGUACCCGCCCAACUGGAACGGACCGCAUCAUCAGCAUCAUGGUAAUCCGCAUCAUCACGGUGGAUAUCAUCAUCCGGGCUAUCCAGGGGGGCAUCAUCACUUUCCACAACAACAACAGCAACAGCAGCAGGGGCAGGGACAGGGCCACCAUCAUUCGCAGCAGCACCAACAGCAGCAGCAAGGAGGUGGUCAUCGGUUGCAUAAUGGCAAGCAGAAUCGCAACUACGAGUACGACGAGUAUGCUAACAUGAUGAGCGAACGAGCUAAACACUGGCUGCUCGGGAUUCAGCUGUCCCAAUUGAACAAGGACACGGCCUAUUACAACGAUUAUUAUUUCUGCGUGAUCCGUGAUCGCAAGGAGCGCGAGCGGGGUGCUGAGCGGGAAAGCAAAGCUCACAAGGACAAUACGUUUUACCAUCCAUUCAGCCAGCAGCAACACUGGAACGGUAUGUCCCGCGAGCGACGUAAUUCGGAAAACUCGUCCUCCACGAAGGACGGCAUCAAGGAGAUCCCGCGACGCUACAAGCUGGUGCAGUUUGAAAACUCGCUCGGCAAGCUGCAGUGCGGUAGCGUAAUCGCUCCGCGCAAAAUCAUCGACCAGGAUGUGGUGGUAGAUCGCUCGGUGGCAGAUGGUGGUUCUGGCGGCACUGGCAACAACAGCGCAGGUGCUGCAUCCAGCAGCUCCGAAUCCGUGCAUAACCAGCGCCGCUCGCGACAGAUUCUGCUGCACGUCGAGAACCUGUACCGCUUGGUGUUGCGCCUCGAAGACAUGUCAAACCAGCUGGCCAUUGAGGCCAAGCAGCAGAUGAAGGAGAAGCGUGCCAAAGAACGACUGCUGGCGCAAGAGAAGCAAGCCAGCGGUGGCACAGAUGAACAGAACAACGUGAACAGUGGAGUGCAGUUGGCGCCCGUUCCGGCCACUCCCGUCUCUGAGGUGGAACAGGACACGAUGGAGAACCUGCACGAUCGGAUACUGCCGGGCGUCAAUGCUGAAGGCGUUUUGCGCCUGCUUUCGGUGCGUAAGGGUAAGCUACUGCUGACACGCAUUCAGAAGGCCCUCGGCGAACAUCCGGCCCGGUGGACUGUCUGGUGCACGGUGCUUUCGACGAUUGUCGUGCUUCCGAAGCGUGACCGUGAAGAUUCGGAGGAUCAACUAAGCCCGUUGUUCAGCGAACUCGAGAUGCACGUAAAGUACGCGCAACCGGCAGAGUUGGUGCCGCUGUUCGAUACACUCCUGAACACGGACCAGCUGCUGCCGCUGGUUCCCCGAUGCAAGUUCCUGUUGCUGACCGUGCUCACGUUGAUCGCACAGAUGGAACAGCUGAUGGCAACGGAUGUCACUCUCCUGCAAGCGGCCACAGUGAACGGUGCCAUCGACAGUGAGGGAGACCGGAGCGCGGAUAUAUCGCCGUGUGGUUCGCCCACGUCGCGAGUCGUCUGGACCCGCUGGAUGGCUUUGCUACGUGAACUCGGACGCGUGUUAGAUGGUGUUCCCGCUGGAACGACGGGUUCCGGCAUCGGCGGUACGAAGCAGCAAAAAGUGCUUCUAAAGCUGGACUCAUCAUGCGGUAAGGUGAAACAGCUGUGGGCGCACCUUCAGCGAUAUCCUGAGCUGGCGCUAGAGCGCAAACUUCGAGCGAUUGUCUCAAUCAUUGAUGCUGGUUCCGGCGGACCAUCGACGUUGGCAACUGAUGGAGCAACCACGCCGGUGGAAACCAGCAAAAAGUAAGCACUCUUUUUCCGACUCAUGCCUCUCUUGUACGGGGUGGGUACGGUGUGUUUGUGGUAUGGAACAAGAUGCAGUUGGCCAAAAUGAUUGAACAUUGGAAAAGAGAAGGGUCAACGCGUGUGUUUGAUUGUGCGAGCGCGUAAGCGUGAAUGAGUAACGACGGUCAAAUGAUGGUAGGGGAAGUUGGCUUCUCUUCCUCAUUUUGAUAUAUCUCGUACAGGAAUCUGCACUGCUUUCGUGCGGACGAAUGCUACGAUGGAAGGAAGGGAAUAGUUUAGCUUUCAUUUAUUUUCUAUCGUUUUAUCCGUAGUGGAAUACUUUUUUCUGUUCUUGUUUCUGUCAUUCAUUCACCUUAUUUUUU